ACUGCUUAUCACUGCAUUAUGUCUUCCUCAAUUGAUGAAUCAAAAAUUGAUGGCCAACAUCACGAAUUUGUAAAGAUUAAUAUGACAAAGGAAGAAAAACAAUAUGCCGAUGCAAUUGACUCAACUGCUGCCCAAUUGCAUGUUAAUACUACACCAUCUUUUGCCUCCAAAAUUCAACCCGUGCCUAUCGGUUUCGGCGCCUUUGCUCUCUGUUCUUUUGUUCUUGGUCUAUACAAUACCGGACUUAUCACAAAUAUGCCACAAGUCGCCGUUGGCGUUGCCUUUGGCUACGGUGCUAUGGGUCAAUUUAUCUGUGGCGUCUGCGAGUUAAUUCUUGGGAAUGUUUUCGCCGCUACUAGUAUGCUGACAUUUUCAGGCUUCUUCUUUACAUUUGGUAUCAUGAUGAUUCCCAGCUCAGGUAUUCUCGAAAUGAUUAUGGCUACUGGAGGUAUGGAAGCCGUUCAUGAGUGCAUGGGCCUUAUACAAAUUGGUUAUGCUAUUGCGGCGUUCCUUUUCCUGCUUGGUACCUUACGUCAACCAAUCUUAAUUCGCAUGGUUUUAUUACAAGUCUUUUUGGCAUUCCUUUGCGGCGGCAUUGGUGGUUUAACAGGCAUUAAUAAUUUCAACCUUGCUAGUGGUUGGAUUUCAUUCACACUUGCUCUCACAGCAUGGUAUAUAAUGGCCGCCAUUUUAUAUACUCCUGAACAUACAAUGAUCAAACUUCCAUUGUUCUAAACAUCAAAGUCAUCUUCAUAAUCUUAAGCAGUUUCUAUAUCAGAUUCAUUAUCUUGCGUCAUAUACCACCAAGAAAGCAUAACAAUAUUACCAUCCAUCUUAUGAUCUUUUACUUUCAUUCAAUAUUUGAAAAUGCUCUGUCUUUUCUGAUGUAAAAGCCUGUCUUGCUUACAGCACAAUGUCGAAAGGGGAGGAGGGGGGGGAAGGAAUACAGCGUCCCAACCGCUUAUUAUCAAU
This is a messenger RNA of Mycotypha africana, 972 nucleotides long. Its product is annotated as GPR1/FUN34/yaaH family-domain-containing protein. Gene Ontology annotation, molecular function: acetate transmembrane transporter activity. Gene Ontology annotation, cellular component: plasma membrane. The record is from RefSeq and is a predicted model, not a curated record. Lineage: Eukaryota; Fungi; Mucoromycota; Mucoromycetes; Mucorales; Mycotyphaceae. The transcript has 2 exons. The coding region runs from base 19 to 735 and encodes 238 amino acids.